This is a messenger RNA of Gymnodraco acuticeps, 1506 nucleotides long. RefSeq lists its product as uncharacterized. The coding region runs from base 1 to 1506 and encodes 501 amino acids. Gene Ontology annotation, molecular function: GTP binding. NCBI's taxonomy places the organism in Eukaryota, Metazoa, Chordata, Actinopteri, Perciformes, Bathydraconidae. The transcript is spliced from 2 exons. The record is from RefSeq and is a predicted model, not a curated record.
AUGAAAGAAGGGAACAUUGGCUCUAUUAGAACAUUUACUCAUGGUGAAAAAGAUCCAACAAAGACAAACAAAACCAUCUUGCUUGUUGGUGAAACAGGUGCAGGAAAAUCCACUCUGAUCAACGCUCUGGUUAACUACGCCAUGGGGGUGGAGUUCAAGGACAAUGACUGGUAUCAGAUCGUACAGGAAGGGAAGAAGAGUCAAACAGGAAGUCAGACGCCAGACGUGAUCGUGUAUGAGGUCUUUGGUCUUGAAGACGGAACUCUGCCUUUCUCUCUGACCAUCAUCGAUACUCCCGGAUAUGGUGACACCAGAGGGAUUGAGAGAGAUGUCCUCGUCAGCGAAAGAUUGUUGGACUUGUUCCGCUCAACAGAAGGAGUUCAUGAGAUCGAUGCAGUGUGUCUGGUGCUGAAAGCGAGUGACUGUCGACUGAGUGACCGACUGAUGUACGUCUUUGAUUCAGUGGUGUCUCUGUUUGGAAAAGACAUAGAGAAGAACAUCGUUGCCCUCCUCACACACUCACACUUUUUUAGCUCUGAUAACGUUCUAGAAGCUCUGAAAGAUGUGAAUAUCAUGUGUGCAAAAGACAAGGAGGGUCAGCCUGUUCAUUUCAUGUUUGAUAACGCCCAUAAAACAGAGAAAAACCUGGCAGCCUGCAUCCACAACAUACUGGGGAGGAUUGAGUUCAUUGACCUGAAACAGAGAGAGAUCAAACGGACUCAGGAAGCUCUGAAGAAACACGAACAAGACAUGAAGAAUAACAAGGACUUCACAAUAGAAGUUGAUGAAGUCUAUAAAUGUAAAGUACCUAUUAGUGAGUGGAGAUGGUGGGCAUUAGGGUUAAACUAUGGAGGAGCUGUCUGCUGUGAAGUCUGUAAGGAGAACUGUCACCAUCCAUGCACACUGGCCUGGUAUCCAAGUCAGUGUGAGGUCAUGCAAAACAGAGGAAAUGAGCUCUACUGCACGGUGUGUACUGGGAAGUGUCAUGAAUCCAAACACGUGAAAACAGAACAAUGCACUGAAUGUGAGGAUGAGUGCAGUGAUCCAAAUCAUCCAAAAACACCCUGGAGAUAUGUGAGCAAGACAAGGAGAGUUAAGAAGGACAUACAUCAGAUGAAAGACAUGUAUGAGAAGGGUAAAGAAGACAGUGAGGAGUCAGUGAGCCUCUUGGAAACCCUCCAGAAGAACAUAGAAGACCUCCAAAAAGAAAAAGAUCAGUUUCUGGAAGAGUCUUUCCAACAUGUGGUGGAACUGGAGAAGAUCGCUCUGAAUGUUGUUUCCCUCUCCACUCAUGUCCACCUGGACUUCCUGAUUGAGAAGAUGAAGGAGAAGGGAGACACAGAGAAGGUCAAGAAACUGGAGGAGAUGAAAAGUCAAAUGGAUCAAAAUCCAAGAGCCAAAUCAGCGCUGAGCUACAUGUCUGGUAAAACAGCAGCUUUUGGUAAAGCAGCUAUGGAUCUCCUCAGAGGAAACACAGCUGAGCAGAAAACAAGCUCUACACUUUGA